Molecule: messenger RNA, 2088 nt
Organism: Neltuma alba
Lineage: Eukaryota; Viridiplantae; Streptophyta; Magnoliopsida; Fabales; Fabaceae
Exons: 2
Coding region: 1-2088 (695 amino acids)
Molecular function (GO): zinc ion binding
Source: RefSeq, a predicted model, not a curated record
AUGAUAACAUCAUGGAUUGGCAUUGAUGGUAAUAAUGUCGAGAUGAAAUACACUGUGACUUUUGAUGAGAAGACCCUAAUAGAUCUUAUUGAUGAUGCGGAACUUGCAAACCUAUUUCAACAUAAUGAGAGAAGUGGGCAUGUGUAUAUAGCAUGCAAAGAAAAUGACAAUGUACAGGAAACAUUUGAUGAGCAACAAGUCAUAGAGGAAUUGCUAGGAGGCUCAGAACAAAGCCCUCUAACAAAUGAAGCACUUGGAGGACAUAGUAGCCUACCUUAUAGAGUACAAAGUGCACCCACACCCAUGCCUGAAUUGAACUCAUUGAAAUGGAAAAAAUUGUUGUCAGGAGUAUUGCAAACAUUUGCAAAUGCUGAUGCUUUUAGAGAGGCACUCUACAAGUAUAGUAUUGCUCACAAGUUUCAAUACAAUUUUUUGAAGAAUAGCAAGGAUAGGAUGUCUGUGAAAUGUAAAAUUGAAGGGUGUCCUUGGAAGAUAACAACAAAUGCGAUAGGGAAGCAAACUCCUUUCCUACGUGUGACACAAUUUCAAGAUGAACACGUUCAUCAUGCUCAAGACAACCUUCAAGUGAUACAUGCUCGAAGAGCUAGUCUAACGUCAUCUAUUAUAAUUGAGGAGGUAAGGUCUCACAUAGACAAGGGUCCAAACGAAAUUAAGAAGACAUUACAAAGAGACUAUGGUGUGAAUCUCACAUAUAAACAAGCAUAUGCUGCUAAGGAAAAAGCACUUGAGGAGAUUCAGGGUAGACCAGAGCAGUCUUAUAUGCUUAUACCAUGGAUAUGUCAACGGUUAAAGGAUACUGAUCCAAAAACUGUGGCUGAAUGGGUAGCUUCUCAUAAUAACAUUUUUGAGCGUGUCUUCAUAGCAUAUGGUUGUGUAGAAAGAUUCAUGAUUGGGGCAAGACAUAUACUAUAUAUAGAUGGAACUCAUUUAAGUGGCCCGUAUAAGGGCACCUUGCUAUCAGCCUCCGCAUAUGAUGCAGAUAAUGAAUUGUUGCCAUUUGCAAUUGGUAUUGUAAAAGGAGAGACAUAUGAGGACUGGAUAUGGUUUUUGGUUAUGAUUAAAAAGAUAAUAGGAUUAGUUGAAUUGACAAUUGUUUCAGACCGUCACAAUGCUAUAAUAAGAGCUGUACGGGAAAUAUUUGGUGGUGAGCGUCAUGCAUUUUGCUAUCGACACGUGAAGGAAAACUUUAGUGCAGAAUUGAUGAAAUUAAAUAGAGGUAAGAAAAGGACAAGUGCCCAGAGCAAGGAUGAUACGCUAAAAUUGCUUGAUGACAUUGCAUAUGCAAGGCUUGAAAGUGAGUUCAAUGAUGCUAUGGAAAAUAUGAGAAGUUUCUCUUCACAAUUAUUUCAGUGGCUUGAGAAUCAUGGGGAUGUUGAUAGGUGGGCUUUAAGCAAGUUUCCAUUUAGACGAUGGGACAAUAUAACAACAAAUCUUGCUGAGUCGUUCAAUGCAUGGAUGGUGAAAGAGAGGAGGCAUAAUGUUGCUCAAUUGAUCCAUGAGCAUCGAGAAAAGGUAGCAAAGAAAAUGUAUGCAUCAAGUAUGGCAAUGAGGAAGUGGAAAACUAUUGUUGGUCCAAACAUAGAAUCAAAAGUGAGAGAUCAUGUGGCUAGAGCUGAACAAAUGUUAGCUGAACAUUAUGGAGACAUGAUUUGUGUUCAUACAUAUUUUGGAGACUUACAGGUUGAUCUUCGUGCACAUCAAUGCAGUUGUGCAGCAUGGCAAAUGUCUGGAAUUCCAUGUCCACACGCUUGUACAGCCAUCAAACUCGUACAUGGUAAUGUGUAUGAUUAUAUUGAAGACUGCUACAAGAUUACAACACAAGAGAAGAUUUAUAAAAGGAGCAUGAUACCUGUUAUAACCAUUGAUAUGCCAAACCCAAAUAACUUAAGGAUGGAAAAUAUAAUGGGACAAAUUUUCCUCCAACCACCUCAGACUAGUCGACUUCCUGGAAGACCAAGAACUACGAGGCACGAAUCACAAUUCCAAAACACAAAAACAUACCACUGUUCAAGAUGCCAUCAAGCUGGUCAUACAAAAAAGACUUGCAAGAAUCCAAAUCCUUGUUGA